AUGAGCAAAAAUGCAAUUUUGAACAAAGUUCGACUACUUCAAGACCAGAUAUCAUAAUAUGCUAAUUAGGAGAUGUAGGAGAGUAAGGUAGGCAUAUUAAAGCGGAAAUACAUUGAUUAACCUAAUCUAACAGAAAAAGAUUAUGAAUAAUUAGCCAAAGAUGUUUGUGAUAUUAUCCAUUACAAUAAUGGUGUACCCGACUUUAAACCAAUCGAUUAUGAACCAAAUGAUCGAUUUUAGGGUCUUUGCAUAGAAGUUGAUCUUUGAGGCUUCACUCUUUUGCAAAGAUAUCUCUCUUAUUACAAAAUCUAGUAUUGUUCACUAAAGCUUUACAGAGCAAAUACAGGAUUUGUUAUAUUAGAUUAAUAGCAUAACAAAUUUGAUUGAAAAACCAUUGAGCUAUUUGAUGCAAAGUCGUCGAAUCUUUCCAAAUGAUAGAAGUGAAACUUAAUCUUUGCAAAGAAUCGAUUUCGAUUAGUAGAGUGCAAUCGGUACAAUGAAUCAAUCACCCUUUUGCAUUUAGAAAUAAGUGAGAUUCAAUACUUUAGAAAUGAAAGGGUUUACUAAAGUCUAUGAAGAGUUAUUCAAUAAACCAUUCACUUAAACACAUAUCGAAUUGAUAAAGCAAAGAUGCACGGCUUAAUCUUAAAUAUGCAUAGGUGGAGUCAGUGUAAAUGAUCCGGAUUAAUUUAUAUUAUGUGCAACUGAUUACGCAUCAGAGUUUUACACUGAAACCUAAGACUUAAAGCUGGCCAGGAGGAGUCGUAAUGGUGAAAUAUAUUGGUAUUAUUUCCGGAAUCGCUGUAUUGGUUUUAGUCCUAUGAGUAAGGUGGAUUUAAGAUAUCCAGAUGUGGAUAAUGAAGAGGGUGAUUUACGGUUCUCUUUGUGGUUGUUUCAUGGAUAGGGUGGGUAUAGAAUUGGAAGAUUAGAGAGUUUAGAAUAAAGUGUUGAAUAUAAAUGUGUGAUUUAUUUAAAGAAAUGA
Paramecium octaurelia is the source of this 982-nucleotide messenger RNA. NCBI's taxonomy places the organism in Eukaryota, Ciliophora, Oligohymenophorea, Peniculida, Parameciidae. The record is from the annotation of a GenBank genome assembly.